Aspergillus fijiensis CBS 313.89 is the source of this 2792-nucleotide messenger RNA. It is a transcript of the gene spb1, whose product is annotated as rRNA methyltransferase spb1. Gene Ontology annotation, molecular function: rRNA (guanine) methyltransferase activity; rRNA (uridine-2'-O-ribose)-methyltransferase activity. Gene Ontology annotation, biological process: maturation of LSU-rRNA from tricistronic rRNA transcript (SSU-rRNA, 5.8S rRNA, LSU-rRNA); maturation of 5.8S rRNA from tricistronic rRNA transcript (SSU-rRNA, 5.8S rRNA, LSU-rRNA); rRNA methylation. The record is from RefSeq and is a predicted model, not a curated record. The transcript is spliced from 4 exons. Gene Ontology annotation, cellular component: nucleolus; preribosome, large subunit precursor; nucleus. Lineage: Eukaryota; Fungi; Ascomycota; Eurotiomycetes; Eurotiales; Aspergillaceae. The coding region runs from base 189 to 2624 and encodes 811 amino acids.
GGCCUGGCUCAGCUGGCUGGCUGACUCGAUCCAUUCAAGCCCGCCCGAUAACUUUUUUUUCCCGUGCAUAGAGAGAAAGCAAGUUACUCCAACCAACCCUUUCUUUCUCUCUCUUUACCAACUCUUUCUUUUUAUUUCGCCAGUCCGGGUCUUGACGUCGAGACUUUCUCGACCACCCGCUUAUCACAAUGGCGAUUCAAAAGAAGCACGGUAAAGGUCGUUUGGAUAAGUGGUAUCGCCUUGCGAAGGAAAAGGGAUACAGAGCUAGAUCUGCGUUCAAGUUGGUCCAGCUCAACAAGAAGUAUGGUUUCUUGCAGAAGAGCAAGGUCCUCAUCGAUCUUUGCGCGGCGCCCGGUGGUUGGUGUCAAGUCGCUGCAGAAUGUAUGCCCGCCCAGAGUAUCAUCGUCGGUGUCGAUCUUGCUCCCAUCAAGCCUAUUCCCCGUGUGAUCUCGUUCCAAGCCGACAUCACGACCGACAAGUGUCGCGCCACCCUUAGACAACACCUGAAGCACUGGAAGGCGGAUACGGUCCUUCACGAUGGUGCCCCCAACGUCGGUACGGCGUGGGCGCAGGAUGCCUUCUCCCAGUCCGAGCUAGUGCUGCAGUCCAUGAAGCUGGCGACCGAGUUCUUGGCCGAGGGCGGUACAUUCGUGACCAAGGUUUUCCGGUCGAAGGAUUACAACCCCCUGCUGUGGGUCUUCAAGCAGCUCUUCACCUCGGUCGAGGCGACGAAGCCCCCCUCUUCCCGAAAUGUGUCGGCCGAAAUCUUCGUCGUCUGCCGCGGCUACAAGGCCCCCAAGCACCUGGACCCCAAGUUCCUCGACCCUAAGCACGUCUUCGCCGAGCUCGCGGACCCGACCCCCAACAACGAGGCCAAGGUCUUCAACCCGGAGAAGAAGAAGAGAAAGAGAGAAGGUUACGAAGAGGGCGACUACACACAGUUCAAGGAAUGCUCGGUCUCGGAGUUCAUCAACACCACCGACCCGAUCGCCAUUCUCGGUUCAUACAACAAGCUCAGCUUCACACAGACCCCCGGUGGAGAUCUCGCGCUCGCCACCUUGGAUCGACUAGAGGAGACCACAGACGAGAUCCGCAAAUGCUGUGAUGAUUUGAAGGUCCUGGGUAAGAAGGAAUUCCGGAACUUGCUCAAAUGGCGUCUCAAGGUCCGGGAGAAGUUCGGCCUCGUCACGAAGAAGGGACAGCAGCAGAAGGGCGAAGAGGCCGAAGAAGUUGCGGAGAUCGCCCCCAUGGAUGAGGAGCUGGCUAUCCAGGAAGAACUGCUCCGACUCCGCGAGAAGGAAACGUCCAAGAUGAAGAGGGAAAGACGCAAGGAGAACGAGAAGAAGCGCAAGGAAAUUGUCCGUAUGCAGAUGCACAUGACGACGCCCAUGGACAUCGGUAUGGAACAGCUGGGACCCGGCGGAGACGAUGCAACCUUCUCCAUCAAGCCUGUCGACCGGAAUAAUGCCCGUGAUGUCAUCGCAGCUGGCAAGGAGGCUACGAUCGAAAGCGACAGCGAGGGCAGUGACGACGAAUCCGAUAUAGAGGAGAGCGACGAAGAGGGCGACCGCCUUGAGCGCGAACUGGACACUUUGUAUGAGCGAUACCAGGAGCGCAAGGAGGAUAAGGACACUAAGCUGCGGGCCAAGAAAGCUAGAAAGGGCUACGAGGCUGACGAAUGGGAUGGCUUCUCGGAUGAGAACAAGGGAGAUAGCGACGAUGAAGAAGAGGAGGAGACUAGUGCUGCGGUAAAUGGCGUGCAAGCACCGAAGUCUGGAUCGCUUUCCAACCACGCCGCGCUAUUCUUUGACCAGGACAUGUUCGAAGGUCUCGAGGAUAUCGAUGAUGUGGAAGACGAGGAAGAGGAGGAAGAAGACGAUGAUGAAGAGGAAGAUGAAGAAGAUGAAGAGGAUGACUCUGAGGAGGAUUCUGAGGAGGAAAGUGCUGUUGAGGUCGACAACCGUCGUAAGGCCAAGCAAGCCAAGAACUCGAAGCAGAAGGCCGAAGACUCCGAGGAUGAGGAGCCUGUUCAGCUCGAGGACCCGCGGAAGGCCAAUGGACAGCUUGACAUCGAUAUCAUCACCGCAGAGGCCAUGGCUCUGGCGCAACAGAUGGCUACGGGUGAAAAGAAACAGAAUGACGUGGUUGACGACGGGUUCAACCGCUACGCCUUUCGGGAUGUCGACGGUCUGCCGGAGUGGUUCCUUGACGAUGAGGGCAAGCACAGUGCCCCGAACCGCCCCAUCACCAAGGCGGCAGCUGCCGCCAUCAAGGAGAAGUGGCGUGCUAUCAACGCUCGCCCUAUCAAGAAGGUGAUGGAGGCCAAGGGCCGGAAGAAGUUCAAGGCUGCCCAGCGGUUGGAGAAGUUGCGCAAGAAGUCCGCCUUGUUGGCGGAUGACGAGGCUCUGAGUGAGAGAGACAAGGCGCAAUCGAUUGCGAAACUGAUGGCGCGUGCCACGAAGAAGAAGCCCAAGACGCAAGUGAAGCUGGUGGUGGCCAAGGGUGCCAACCGGGGUAUCUCGGGUCGUCCCAAGGGUGUCAAGGGUCGGUACAAGAUCGUGGAUUCCCGUAUGAAGAAGGAUAUCCGGGCGCAGAAGCGGGUUGCGAAGAAGAAGCAGAAAUAGAAGCGCCGAGGGAUUGUGUAAUGGUGCACAAAAUGAUGGUUGUUCGCAGUCUGGAUUCUUGUAAAUACCCUCCCUCAAAAUCUCACGAUACCUACUGUUGUGCAUUUGUUUUGCAUGUGUUACUGGGAAGGUGUGUAUUUACUGCACUAUAUGUAGUCGAUAAAGAGC